Gastrolobium bilobum is the source of this 1182-nucleotide messenger RNA. Its product is annotated as proteasome subunit beta type-5-like. Gene Ontology annotation, molecular function: threonine-type endopeptidase activity. The coding region runs from base 71 to 889 and encodes 272 amino acids. Lineage: Eukaryota; Viridiplantae; Streptophyta; Magnoliopsida; Fabales; Fabaceae. The record is from RefSeq and is a predicted model, not a curated record. The transcript has 8 exons. Gene Ontology annotation, cellular component: proteasome core complex.
CAAACUCAAACGUUUGAGAUCUCUUACUGCAAUUCCUUAUUCUCACAGAAUCGGUCACUAAUCUGCAACCAUGAAGCUUGAUACCAGUGGUCUCGAAUCGUUUCCUACACUGAUUGCACCUGGAAACGACGUCGUUGGAGAUUUCUCCGCACCCCCAUCAUUCGACCUUCCGAAUUCCAAUGAUUUCGAUGGCUUCCUGAAAGAAGCUAUUCAGAUGGUGAAGCCUGCAAAGGGUACUACGACUCUUGCUUUUAUAUUUAAGGAGGGUGUCAUGGUAGCUGCGGAUUCAAGAGCUAGCAUGGGAGGAUAUAUAUCUUCGCAGUCUGUAAAGAAAAUUAUUGAAAUCAAUCCGUAUAUGCUUGGGACAAUGGCUGGAGGUGCUGCUGAUUGCCAAUUUUGGCAUAGAAAUCUUGGCAUCAAGUGUCGUUUGCAUGAGUUGGCAAAUAAAAGGAGAAUUUCAGUAACAGGAGCUUCUAAGUUACUUGCAAAUAUUUUAUACUCUUAUCGUGGAAUGGGGCUAUCUGUUGGUACCAUGAUUGCUGGAUGGGAUGAGACGGGUCCUGGUCUAUAUUAUGUUGAUAGUGAAGGAGGAAGACUUAAAGGCACUAGGUUCUCUGUUGGAUCUGGUUCACCAUAUGCUUACGGUGUAUUGGACAGCGGGUACCGAUAUGACAUGUCAAUUGAGGAAGCUUCUGAACUGGCUCGACGAGCAAUUUAUCAUGCAACAUUUCGUGAUGGAGCUAGUGGUGGAGUUGCUAGCGUGUACUAUGUGGGACCAAAUGGGUGGAAGAAACUGUCUGGUGAUGAUGUUGGGGAACUUCAUUACCAUUACAACCCAGUUAUCCCAAGCACUGUGGAACAAGAAAUGGUUGAGGCAACUGGAGCUUGAUGGGCGUCUUUCUUAAGUUUACUUAGCUUGCCUGCUUAUUUUGAAUGAAUUGCAUUAAACUCUGAUCAUUUUAUAUUCGAUAAUUGACAUUAGUUUGACGUUUACAAGUGCUAUACUAUACUGUCGUCGUGUUGAGAUUUGAGAUCAAGUCAAAUUAAAUUUACCGUCGAAAAUGAAGUAUAGAGCCAUAUGUAAUAUGGAGAGUAAGUUUAAAUGGGGAAAGCAGGUUGGUUAAACGUGUAUUGCUGGCUAUUUUCUGAUGUAAUUCAUAUUGCGAUUUAUGGUUUUCAUUG